Stylonychia lemnae is the source of this 648-nucleotide messenger RNA. Lineage: Eukaryota; Ciliophora; Spirotrichea; Sporadotrichida; Oxytrichidae. The record is from the annotation of a GenBank genome assembly.
AUGAAACUCAUGAAUCAAAAGGACGAGAUUGAGAAGCUGAUACUUGACAUCACGGAGUUUCUAGAGACACCACCUAUGCCUGGAGUCAAAGGUACUUUGGUAGAUGCUGAGGGAUUUCCCAGAGCUGAUAUUGAUCUAUUUGAAGUGAGAAAAAUGAGAAAUAAAUUAGCGUGCCUGCAAACUGAUCAUUGCACUGUAAUGAAACAAAUAGAAGAAGGUCUGCUUAGUGUUCAUGAUGAUUACAAGAAAAAUAACAUUAAUAUUGAAGGAGAGGAAUUGAAGACUUAGAGUAAUUUUGAGAAAAUGAGUGUUUCUAGUGCUAACCCAGAUAAUUUAAUAAAGCAGAACUUAGAAGUAAGAAUUCCAUUCGCCUGGAUAAGCGAUGUGAUCAAUGACUCCCCAGCUCAGUAAGCUGGACUUAAGAUGGGAGAUGCUAUCUAUAAAUUUGGAGAUGUCGACCAUAGCAAUCAUGAAAAUUUGAAUGCUAUUGUCGAACUGGUGAAAAAGUCUCUAAAUAAUCCCAUCUAGGUAAAGGUACUAAGAAAGAACCUUUUCGGAGGGAGUGAAGAAAAGGAGAUAUAGUUUGUGCCUCAUGAGUGGGGAGGUAGAGGCUAUCUCGGAUGUGCUCUCAAACUUAACCCUAUUUGA